UUUGCUCAGUAUUUGAUCAUUUAUGCAUGUGAACAUACAUAUUUACACGAGUCUUAAAUAUUAUUAAGGAUUUAUAGUCAACAUGCAGAAAUCAAUAGUUUUGUUUAUUCUUUGCGUUGUCGCUUUGUCGGCAAUCGUUGAAGCUGGACCAGCUUGUGAUUAUUGGGGGUGCGGUGGAAACAUCAAUAAUGUUGGAAACGGGAAAAAGAACAAUAACACCGUACGUAUGAGGGGUUCUGGUAAUCGAGGUGGAAACGGUGGCGAUUACGACGGCGGCUACGACGGUAGUUACAACGGUGGUUACGAUGGUGGUUACGACGGUGGUUACGACGGGGGUUACGACGGUGGUAACGACGAUGGUUACGGCGGAGGUGGCAGCCGUUACGGUGGCGGUAAUGGAGGACGUGGUGGCGGUGCUGACGCUGGUAGGAAUGGAGGAGGAAGUGGCGGUACUAAAGAUGGUGACUACGAAGGUGGCGAUGGCGGUGAUUACGGUGGUGGUAACGGUGGCAGCUAUGGCGGUGGUAAUGGUGGUAGAAACGGCGGUGGUAGAAACGGCAGUGGUAGAAACGGUGGUGGUAGAAACAGUGGUGGUAGAUACGGUGGUGGUAGAAACGGCGUUGGUGGCGGUGGCGGUAACCGCGGAGGAAACCGCAGCGAUAACGACGGCGGUGAUUAUGUUUCCAAUAACGGCUAUGAUUACGAUGGAGGAUGUAUCAGUGGCCACUGCGGUGAAAGUGUCAUUAAUAAUAUCGGAAACGGACAAGAAAACAGUAACGAGGUACGCAUGAAACCAAAAGAAAAAGGUUGUGCGGAUGGAAAAUGCGGUGAUCGCAGGGAAACGAAUAUUGGCAAUGGUCGCAACAAUCACAACAUUGUUUAUGGACUUUAAGUAAAUAAAAAAAAAUAAAGUAGCUAAAACAUGUUGUAUUUUACUAAAACAACACUAAACAAUUUAGUAUUUAUUUUUAAAAUGUAUUUUAAAGUUUAAGUCAA
Molecule: messenger RNA, 996 nt
Organism: Pararge aegeria (speckled wood butterfly)
Lineage: Eukaryota; Metazoa; Arthropoda; Insecta; Lepidoptera; Nymphalidae
Product: ctenidin-1-like
Exons: 2
Coding region: 83-892 (269 amino acids)
Source: RefSeq, a predicted model, not a curated record